CUCUCGCUGCAACCUCUGUUUAUUUGCCUGUUCUGUUCAACUAAGGGCAAAGUACAUGACACAGGAGCUAUAUUGCUUGUUAAUAUCAACAUUUCAGAGUGGUUACUGGAGGAGAUGAGGACAUCCUUUAGUUUGUAGUAUUUUGUAGCUGCUACAAAACAGGGAUCCAAGCCCAGGAUACAGAGAGGCAGAUUAAGGGGCAGUUUAAAAAGCUGUACCUGUUUUUGCAAGAGGAAGAUAGAUGGAUAGAUGCAUUGAGAAUGGAAGAGGUGCGGAAGAGUCAGGUGAUGAAACAAGAUAACAGAGAUGAGCAGAGAGAUAUCAUCACUUUCAUACACAAUCAAAGCCACCGAACAACAGCUGAGCAUUGAAGACAUCUCAUUCUUGCAGAACUACAAGGCCACAGAGACCAGAGCCAAGCAAACACUGCCAGAUCCAAAGAGGGUUUCAGGAGCGCUGAUAGACGUGGCCAAACACCUGGGAAACCUGCAGUUAAGAGUCAGGGAGAAGAUGAAAGGGAUGGUCCAAUACUGUAAAUACUGUAACGACCCUGGGUUUAUAAGCGCGGAAAUCGAUUGCGCAAUUGUUGAUAGAAUAACCAUCAUGUCGAGGUCAUAACGCACAGCCUUUGAACCGCAACAAAGUCAGGGGGCGUUCCUCUGCCCAGGUGUUGUUGAUGGAUGCCAAAUCUUACAACAGCUGGAUAGGUAUU
Salvelinus namaycush (lake trout) is the source of this 712-nucleotide messenger RNA. Its product is annotated as tripartite motif-containing protein 35-like. The record is from RefSeq and is a predicted model, not a curated record. The transcript has 5 exons. Lineage: Eukaryota; Metazoa; Chordata; Actinopteri; Salmoniformes; Salmonidae. Bases 307 to 618 code for a protein of 103 amino acids.